AUGAAGGCGACGAUCGUGCUUGUCGUUGUGUUGGUGGCCCUUUUGGGUGCGGUCCACGCCGCGCAAGAGUCGGGCGGUGAUGCUGCGAUCCGGGAGCAGUUCAACGCCUUUGUCCAGCGCUAUGGGAAGAGCUACGCCUCUGCCGAGGAGGCCGAGCAGCGCUUCGCCAUCUUCACCCAAAACCUUGCCGAGACCGCUGCCCUCAACAUCAAGUAUGAGGGCAAGACGCAGUUCGGCAUCACCAAGUUUGCGGACAUGAGCCAGGAGGAGUUCCAGUCGCGCGUGCUCAUGAGCAACCCGCCGCCCCCGCCCACCGAGAAGCCCUACCGCGGACCCAAGUUCGAGGGUUUCACGGCUCCCUCUACCUUCGAUUGGCGCAACAAGCCCGGCGUCGUGACCCCCGUCUACGACCAGGGACAAUGCGGUUCUUGCUGGGCGUUCUCGGCGACCGAGAACAUUGAGUCGCAGUGGGCGCUGGCCGGCCACAAGCUGACCGGACUCUCGAUGCAGCAGAUCGUCGACUGCAGCUGGUGGGACGACGGCUGCGGCGGCGGCUUCCCCUCCUACGCCUACGAUUACGUCAUCGAUGCGCCUGGCCUCGAUGCGCUGGCCAACUACCCCUACACGGCCGUCGGUGGCUCGUGCGCCUUCAAGGAGAGCCAGGUGGUGGCCAAGAUCUCGAGCUGGACCUACACCACCACCGACAGCAACGAGCACCAGAUGGCCAACUACCUGGCCCAGCACGGCCCCAUCUCCGUCUGCGUCGACGCCGAGUCCUGGCCGUCCUACACCGGCGGUGUGUACAGGGCGUCGGCGUGCGGCACCUCGAUUGACCACUGCGUGCUUGCGGUCGGCUACAACUUGACGGCCAACCCGCCCUACUGGAUCAUCCGCAACUCGUGGGGCACCAGCUGGGGCCUUGAGGGCUACAUGCACCUCGAGUUUGGCACCGACGCCUGCGCCGUGGCCGAGAUGACCACGUCCGCCAUCAUCUAA
Messenger RNA from Acanthamoeba castellanii str. Neff, 996 nucleotides. Its product is annotated as cathepsin L, putative. The transcript is spliced from 6 exons. The record is from RefSeq and is a predicted model, not a curated record. NCBI's taxonomy places the organism in Eukaryota, Discosea, Longamoebia, Acanthamoebidae. Gene Ontology annotation, molecular function: cysteine-type endopeptidase activity. Gene Ontology annotation, cellular component: lysosome. The coding region runs from base 1 to 996 and encodes 331 amino acids.